AGCUCAGUCCUGCUAGAGAAGAGUAGCCCGGCUCCUUCCAGGACUCUUUAUCUUUUGGGCGCGACAUAAAUCGAGGUGCAAGAAGAGAGGAAAAUCUUCAGAUACCUACAGGAUUAAUUUAUUCAAAAAAGAAACACUCAACAUGCAAAAGUCUUGCGACGAGAACGAAGGAACAGCCCAGAACACACCAAAGGCAGAUGAAGGCCAUCCUUCAGAAGAUCCACCACAGCAGGGAGGAGAAAAUCCUGAGGCUUCUGGAGAAAGUGGGGGGGAGGAAGCAGAUGGGAGCCUUAGAGAAGAGCCUGCUCAACCCAGCCUGGAGCCUAAAGAGGACACUCCCACAAGGCAUCUAAACCCUGAAGAAGUGAUAAGAGGAGUAGAUGAGUUGGAAAGGCUUAGGGAAGAGAUAAGAAGAGUAAGAAACAAGUUUGUGAUGAUGCACUGGAAGCAAAGACAUUCCCGAAGCCAUCCUUACCCUGUGUGCUUCAGGCCUUGAAAGCUUUUCUUUCUGAGAUUGAAAUCUGGCUGCUGCUUUCUUUCUCUUAGCAUUUUCUGAUCUAUCUUUGAACUUCAUUUUACUUUUAAUUACCUAUCUGGUAUUUUCUUUUAGAUAGUUUUGUUGUUGCCAGCAUCUCAUUGGAUUUUGGAUUUUGACCCAUUUUCCACGUUUAUUUUUCAGUUGGAAAGUGUCACACUUGUGCAUGGAAAUGUGUUCAUUCCAUAUUAUACAAUUAAAAGCAGCAUAUUUAGUAUCAGCUCACAUAUAUAGGAAAAUUCCUAAUUAUGUGUGUACAUGUAUAAUUAUAUGUAUCAAAAAACUUAACAG
Molecule: messenger RNA, 826 nt
Organism: Peromyscus leucopus (white-footed mouse)
Lineage: Eukaryota; Metazoa; Chordata; Mammalia; Rodentia; Cricetidae
Product: transcription elongation factor A protein-like 8
Exons: 1
Coding region: 143-496 (117 amino acids)
Source: RefSeq, a predicted model, not a curated record